AUGGGCAGUGUCUCUGUCCCUUUGGGAGCCUCUCAGGAACCCUCAGCCAGUCCCGAGUUGGCAGACACCGGGGGGAACCCCGACACGGCCGACAGCGGGGAGACACUCUCCCAAGCCCUGAGGCGCUACCGGCUGGGCUCGCUGCUGGGACGCGGCAGCUUCGGCAGCGUCUUCGCGGCCACGCGGCUCUCGGACGGCGCCCCGGUGAGUGCCAUCAAACGCGUGCCGAGGGAUCGCAUCCGGCACUGGGGCGAGCUGCCCGACGGCACCAGCGCACCCCUGGAGAUCGUGCUGCUGGCCAAGGUGUCCUGUGGCUGUGGCGGUGUCAUUCAGCGCCUGGAGUGGCUUGAGCUCCCCGACAGCUUCCUGCUGGUGCUGGAGCGUCCGGAGCGGUGCCAGGAGCUCUCGGGUUUCCUGGCGGAGCGGGGGUUCCUGCCGGAGGAGGAGGCGCGGGGGCUGUUCCGCCAGGUGCUGGAGGCCGUGCGGCACUGCACCAGCUGCGGGGUCCUGCACCGGGACAUCAAGCCCGAGAAUGUCCUGCUCGACCUGGCCAGCGGGCAGCUGAAACUGAUUGACUUUGGCUGUGGCACCUUCCUCCAAGACACAGCCUACACCCAGUUUGCAGGAACCCUGUCCUACAGCACACCAGAGUGGAUCCAGCACCAACGCUACCACGGCGAGGCAGCCACGAUCUGGUCCCUGGGCCUCCUGCUGUGCCACCUGGUCAUGGGGAAGCACCCGUUCAGGAGGGGCCAGGAGAUCAUCCGGGGGCGGAUCUUGUUCCCACGACGGCUCUCUCGAGAGUGCCAAGAUGUUAUUAAGAGGUGUUUGUCCAUGCAACCCUCGGACAGGCCAUCCUUAGAAGAUCUUUUCUGUCAUCCUUGGGUGAAGGGUGUUUCCCUGCCCUAGAAGACUGAAGAAAUCCACGUGCACAGUUGGAUCCAGGGACCUAGCAGGUACCAGCUCCACACAUCUCUUGGCAAUCAGUGGCAAAGCAAACCAGGCUGGUUUUGUCCUGCCUGUAGCUGUGAGCAGG
This is a messenger RNA of Melospiza melodia melodia, 1036 nucleotides long. Its product is annotated as serine/threonine-protein kinase pim-1-like. Bases 1 to 909 code for a protein of 302 amino acids. Gene Ontology annotation, biological process: negative regulation of apoptotic process; protein autophosphorylation. The transcript is spliced from 6 exons. Gene Ontology annotation, cellular component: cytoplasm. Lineage: Eukaryota; Metazoa; Chordata; Aves; Passeriformes; Passerellidae. Gene Ontology annotation, molecular function: ATP binding; protein serine/threonine kinase activity. The record is from RefSeq and is a predicted model, not a curated record.